Messenger RNA from Puccinia triticina, 3369 nucleotides. RefSeq lists its product as uncharacterized. Gene Ontology annotation, biological process: intra-Golgi vesicle-mediated transport. NCBI's taxonomy places the organism in Eukaryota, Fungi, Basidiomycota, Pucciniomycetes, Pucciniales, Pucciniaceae. Gene Ontology annotation, cellular component: TRAPPII protein complex; trans-Golgi network. The transcript is spliced from 5 exons. The coding region runs from base 1 to 3369 and encodes 1122 amino acids. The record is from RefSeq and is a predicted model, not a curated record.
AUGGACCACCCACCCCCAGCUGCCCCUCAACGCACAUCGGACCUGCUGACCAUACCCGACCAGAUCCCUGCAGAUUGGCCGGCCGCCUUCCAGUCGGCGCGAAUCAAGUACAUCAUCCCGGCCGAUCAGGCCGCCGUCCUGCCCGGAUCGGCCGACCCACUUCCCCCCGACCACCCAGACCUCUUGGCUUGGUUGGACAAACUGAUCAAAACGCCCACUCGACCGUCCGUUUAUCUGGGUGAAUCGUUGACGGUCCACAUCCUCUUGAGUCUCACCGAACCUGCGAAGGUCGAAUCCAAAGAACACCAUCACAUUCAAAGCCAUCUUCUAGCCAACCUAUCGAUCCAUGUCCAAGGCAGCUUAUUACCGGCAAGUCCCACCGCCUUCCCUUCGGCUCGAUCGGAGAGGUAUGAUUCAGCGGACCCAUCGCCGAUACAGAAUCGUGGCAAGCAAUCCAAUUCGCUCGAUCAUCCUCAGCCCUCUAUCCGUGUUCCUCACUCCCCCGCCUCAAGCCAAUUCGAGGCCCAUCAGUUAUCCAAUUCCUCCCAGCUUUUCACUGCCAGCUUCUCGCAUCCCAAGCGAGAGUCUCACAACGAAUCCGAUCCGCAAGACUCAAACCAUUCUCAAACACUGAAGCCUUCGAAUAGCGGCUCUCAUGUCACAAUACAGGUGGCCAAGCUGGCAAAUCAAUGGUUGGUUGUUUGGAAGGUUGAUUGUGAAAUUGGAAAUAAACAGAAUUCGACCCAGCCUGGCUCCCUCGCACUAUCAACAGUCAUAACCUAUCAUGCGACCCAAUCUCCCAUACUCGACCCGCCUGGAGCCUCGAUUCUAUCCAUUCCCCUCUUGUCAGACUCGCCACCGAAUUUCAAUCCACAGCCACCUUCUUCCCGAGUUGCUCAUUCCGGCUUCGAGAACGCGAUCGAAAUCGAUUUGUUCGAUGGAAUGGGACGAGAUGUUGCUGUCUCUCUUACCCGCCCAUUAAUAGCUCCCGGCAGCUCAGCAUCAGUUUACCAGAACGAAUCCAGCCACAAGACGGUCCAAUCAAACCGGCAAGGGCCACCUACUCGAUUUUCACACUCACAUGUGAAUUCCAAGAUCUCAAAUCCCAGUCGAUCCGAAGACUAUUUACCCUCGCUUCCGGAAGAGCGCCGUCAGAGCGCACCGGCUGUUUCAGUACCUAUAGUCAGGAGAGCUUUUAGCAGUGCUCAUCACAAAGAACCUACUCCGAUCCGUCUCACCCACCAGGAAAUCGAGCCAAGAGUCUCGGACUUGCUAUAUCUUGAAAAGCAUCUGUCGUCAGCCAUUCCAAUAGUCGACCCCCUCAUCCUCAGGGUUGACACCAUCGCUCCCCAACAUCGGUUGAAACCUCAAGAGCUGACGAAUGAGCAACUAAACCAUCCUGAGAUCGAAUUCAUCGAAAUGGAAAAGCCUUUUAAUCCAAUGCUGAUGCUGGAACUCUGUUAUUCGCGAGACUCACUGAGUACUGCACCCGAUGAUGAUUUCUUGAUUGACAGUCUCGAUAUCAAACUUGAACAAGAGGGAUUGCUGCCUGAGUUUGAUAAUUUUGUCGGCAGAACCAUUAAGAUCGUACCCAUCCAUCCAACCCAACCACCAGCUGAUAAUCUUCCAUAUCGAAUAUCACAGAACGAAGUUCAUAGCUUGAUUUAUGCUGUCCAAAUCGAACCGGCCGACUUGCCGCCUGAGCAAGGCCAGCACCGCGAUUCAUCUUCUUUGCAGUAUGGCUGUCCGCCCAUCUAUAUAAGCUUACCUCCGUCCACUUUGAUUUCGAACGUGAGCUCUGCAUUUAAACAUCGAAAAAGUGGGAUCCCGAUCGUUCAGGAAGGACAUCAUGUAUCUGAAGAUGAAAAUAUGCUGAGCUCCGCAGCCCUUGGCCGAGCCGAUAAUUACAUACAGGGCAAUGGAUCGACGACCUGGGCUACUGGAAGGCCUCAAAAAUCAAUCAGAGUUUCUCCGCUCGGGAAAGCUCACGAUUCUGGUCUGGGAGAUCCAUCUGUGUCCGAAGCUAGGCACUUGUCUCUACUCAAGAAGCCGGCUGCGGGGGUUUAUUCGCUCUCAAUUGCAAUCCGGGGGAAAAUGGUGUCACAUGAUUCAAAGAUCGAAUCGACUGGGCCGAUCGGCGCCACGUGGACCAGUCUGCUCAGCUCACUCGACUUGUCCGAGCCAACAACUCUCGAUCUUCGGAGACAGGCGACCAAAGAAAGUCUAGGGAUAGCAUCAAUUCCUUGGCCCGGGGAUGAACACGCUGAAAGAUUUGCUAGUCGAAGCCCCGUUCGUGAUCUCAUGCUGCCCGGAAGAUGCGAUGACGAUCAUUAUAAUAGUUCAGUAUUACCUCGUGGCGGGUUGGUUGCAGGUAGUAAGCGACAUACAGCCUCCAACCUGAUCAAUGCCCUCCAGGAACUAUCCACUUUCCAAAAGAGAAGUUCGACCGGAGGAGUAACGCUAACGUUGGAGCGAUCCCGAAUGCAUAAGAAACAGCUAUCACCACUUGCUAUUGGACAUGACACGACACUCGUCCAUCAGAAAGCCCAUGGCGACGACCUAUCUCUUCCCGACUCUCCGCCGUCCAGUGUACCUAACACCGGCCGACGAUUUCUUCCAAACAAUCGACAGAGAACUCCUACUCUAACCACCAAUCAUCCGUCGCCCCAAGUCCCCGAACGCGCGCAUCAACCUGCUGAAGGGGACCCUGGGGACUAUCCUGGAAGUUCGAAAGCCAACAGACCUCAUGUUGCUCGAGGAGCAAGGCUCAACACGCCGGGCCUGAUUGGCUCUUCCUUUGGGCACCCGGUCCCGACUGGUGGGGUCGGCGGUGCUUUCGAAAGAGGGAGGGGCAGCGGCAGAGGCGAGAUGAUGAUCAAGGUGAACUGCUCGAGUCCGACGGGCGGGGCCGGGACGAAUAGGUUCAAGGUCUUGCAAGAGUUUUCCGUAGAGAUCCUCGUCUUUAAUCGCUCCUCUUCGGCGUCGACCGAGGGCCCAUUUAAAGUCAAGAUCCUUACGAAUACUGAUUAUCUUCGAAAUGGGAGCCCUCACGAGCCUCGUCGGACUCAUCCUUCUGCUCCCCUGCAUUCUCUCCAUCCUGUUGAUGACGAUUGUGGUCAUGAAAUUGCUGCGGGUGUUGUUUCUUUAGACGAGGCCAUUCAAAUUGGACCGUUAGGCGGCGGAGAAUGUCAAGCGGUGAAGAUCAGAUUGAUCGGCCUGAAGCCGGGUAUCUUUCAACUGCAAGGAAUCCACUUCGCAUCGAUCCCCAAAAAUCCUCACCAACAUCAGCAGCAGCAGCAGCAGCAGAUGCAGAUGCCGCAAAUCUCUCAGUUUGUCUUGGUAGAACCCCUCGUCGUUUUGAUAGAAUGA